Molecule: messenger RNA, 771 nt
Organism: Closterium sp. Naga37s-1
Lineage: Eukaryota; Viridiplantae; Streptophyta; Zygnematophyceae; Desmidiales; Closteriaceae
Source: the annotation of a GenBank genome assembly
AUGGGCGGAUGGGCAAGCACGAGUGCGCAGGCGCGACUCGCAGCGGGGCCGGCUGCCGAGCCGUCGGCGGCGAUGCCGGUGGUGGCGGCGGAGGCAGCACCGUCACUGCGAGCAGCAGAGACCGCCACCACCGCCAUUCCCGCCACCGACGCCACCGCCACCACCGCCAUCCUUGCUGGAGGGAGCUAUGAAGCACAGCGUGCUCGAGAGGCGGAAGGACGUGGGGCAGGCCAUGCGAGGCUGAACAUGAUUCUCUCCCCCCCUCCCCGUCCUCCUCCCCCAUCCGCACCCCCUCCCCGUCCUCCUCCCCCCUCCGCACCCCCUCCCCUUCCUCCUCCCUCCUUUGCACCCCCUCCCCGUCCUCCUCCCUCCUCCGCAACCCCUCCCCCUCAGCACCCCCUCCCCGUCCCCAUUCCCCCUCAGCACCCCCUCCCCGUCCCUCUAAGCCCGUGCCAUGUGAUCACUGAACCAGGUGAGGCGUCGCAGCGCAAGUUAGCAAGGCUGAAGGAGGCAGGGCAGGCUGGAGCAAUGCAGCGUCGCAUGCUGGCAGGGCUCAAGGAGGGAGCGAUGAGGCGGCGGGUACUGGCAGGGCUGAAGGAGGUGGGGCAGGCUGUGCGCAGUGGGAGGGCCAAGUGUGUGGUGCUGGCGCCUAACGUGGAAGGGGCAAUGGGGCCAGGUGAGGGAAAAUCUGAGUGGGGGAUGAUGGCAGUGAGUCAUGCACGAGCGAGUGUGGGGAUGGGAGCGUCUGGGAGGAUGGGAGGGGCAGGAUGA